AUGACGUCUUCCGCCCCGAUCAGUUCCAGUGAAGAUGAUCUUCCUGUAGAUGUUGAGAAACAGCAGUCCAACAGACUUCACCCUGUAGAUCACCAUGCCGAACAAGAGAACACCGCAGAAAAGGAAAACGAGACAAGGGGUGCGAAUGGGAGCCCGCUGGAGGCAGAGGUCUUGAAUAAAGAUGCGGACGAUAUGGCGGGGGCCGUCAACCGAGUUUUGAGCAAGAUGUCGUCGAAUGCGAGCUGGAACCCGGGCCCGCCGCCGGACGGGGGUCGGGAAGCUUGGUUGACGUGUCUCUGUGCCCAUCUUCUCAUCAUGAACACAUGGGGCUUCAUCAACUCUUUCGGAGUCUUCCAAUCAUACUACACCACGCUGCUGAACCGCCCACCCUCGGACAUCUCAUGGAUCGGCUCCAUCCAGGUGUUCCUCACCUUCUUCAUCGGCACCUUCACGGGUCGCCUGGUCGACGCGGGUUUCCUGCGCCCAGUCCUCGCCGCUGGUACCGCCUUCAUGAUCUUGGGCAUCUUUACGACCUCGCUGGCGACGCAGUACUGGCAGCUCUUGCUGUCGCAGGGCCUGUGCAUGGGGCUAGGCAGUGGCUGCCUUUUCUGCCCAGCCAUUUCCACCGUUUCGACCUAUUUCAGCAAGAAGCGUUCUCUCGCCAUCGGAAUCACGGCUUGCGGCUCUGUCACGGGUGGCCUGGUCUUCCCUGCCAUGGCGCGAGAGCUCCUACCCACAGCGGGCUUCGGCUGGGCAGUCCGAUCUAUGGGUUUCGUGCUACUCGUCACGCUCAUUUUCGCCAACAUCUUCAUGAGGUCACGCCUGCCACCGCGACGUGCGGGGAGCCUGGUGGAGUGGGCUGCAUUCCGCGAGCUCGAAUACACUUUCUACACCAUCGGCAUGUUUUUCAACUUCUGGGGCGUGUACUUCGCCUUCUACUACCUCGCGGCCUUCAGCCGGUCGGCCAUCACGCCAGGGCUCUCAUACGUCGACAGCCUCAACAUGCUGCUGCUGCUCAACGGCAUCGGCGUCCUCGGCCGACUGCUGCCGAACCACCUCGCUGACCGCUUCGGCCCGCUCAACAUGAUGAUCCCGACGUGUCUGGUGUGCGGCAUCGCGUUGCUGAGCUGGAUGGCUGUCGACACGCCCAACCAGCUGUACGCGUGGGCAGUCUUCUACGGCAUCGCCGCCGGCGCGCUGCAAAGCCUGUUCCCGGCCGGCCUGAGCAGCCUCACGACGGACCUAAGAAAGCAGGGCACGCGCAUGGGCAUGGUGUUCACCGUCGUCAGUUUCGCCGUGCUGACGGGGAACCCGAUCGCGGGUGCCAUCAUCGACGCCAUGGACGGCAGUUAUGUCGGCGCGCAGGCGUUCACGGGCUGUGCGCUGCUGGUGGGCAUGGGAUUCAUACUGGCGGCGCGGUCGGUGCGGAUGCGGAAGUCUGGGACGGGAUGGGCCGUCAAGAUCUAG
Molecule: messenger RNA, 1467 nt
Organism: Anthostomella pinea
Lineage: Eukaryota; Fungi; Ascomycota; Sordariomycetes; Xylariales; Xylariaceae
Source: the annotation of a GenBank genome assembly